GGUUAAAGUUUUAACAUAGGGAGAAAUAAAUUAAAAUUGAACAACGAAUACAGCAAAUAAGAACUGUUGGUUGGGAUGUCCGAUUUUAGUUUGUGACGUCAUGCGCAAAACAGUUCAUGCCUCAUUCCCUCCGUAUAUCUAUCCAGCUGUCCGUGGUUUGGCAGUCCGGUGAACGAUAUUUUCUCAGGGUGAUUACUACGUAGGUUUUAUGUUGGUGGCCAUUCCCACGAACGACAAGUGGAAAUUUAAGGUGUUAAAAUAUCGAUAAACGAUCUAGUGCCAAUCGGAAACCUGUUAAGUAAAACUGAUUUUGAACAACCUAUAACGGUAUUAUACGGGUAGGGUGGCCUUCGAACUGACAAAAGGUAAAGACGUACGCAGCAGAAACAACUGGCGUUUUCUCGUAUAUGUGACGAAGUUGUACGAAGUAAACCGUCGUGUAGGACUUAGUUGUUUCUUUUAUCAGAGAAGCAGCGUUAACGUGAGCUGUCGACGGUAUUGUAACGUUCUGGAAUAUUUAUCCGUAUCAACGAUUUGGGAGCGACGAGCCCACUCGUGAGGGAUGUCUACCCCUGCAAGAAGGAGACUAAUGAGAGACUUUAAGAGGCUACAAGAAGAUCCACCCACUGGAGUAUCGGGAGCACCUACAGACAAUAAUAUUAUGAUAUGGAAUGCAGUUAUCUUUGGACCUCAUGAUACUCCAUUUGAAGAUGGUACUUUCAAACUUACAAUAGAAUUUACAGAAGAAUAUCCAAAUAAACCGCCCACAGUGAGAUUUAUUAGUAAGAUGUUCCACCCUAAUGUGUAUGCUGAUGGAGGCAUAUGUUUGGACAUAUUACAGAAUCGUUGGAGCCCUACUUAUGAUGUAUCUGCUAUUCUAACAUCUAUACAGUCGCUGUUAAGUGACCCGAACCCGAAUUCACCUGCCAACUCAAUGGCAGCACAACUGUACAAAGAGAAUCGACGUGAAUACGAGAAGCGAGUGAAGGCUUGUGUGGAGCAGAGUUUUACGGAUUAGUCGCAGGCAUUAUCACAAUGCUGUUGCAGCAUCACCCAACCAUCUACAGCUAACAAAUACUGUGGAGAAUGUGCAGCCUUAUCAAGAAGCUAACGCUAUAAAUUAGCAUGUUUCUUCCUAAAGCUCUAUUGAACUAUUACAAUGUGCAACAUUAGACCGAAUUUUUACAAUGUUGAAUAAUAAAUUAUUAUAAAAUUGUA
Bombus pyrosoma is the source of this 1218-nucleotide messenger RNA. It is a transcript of the gene Ubc6, whose product is annotated as ubiquitin-conjugating enzyme E2-17 kDa. Lineage: Eukaryota; Metazoa; Arthropoda; Insecta; Hymenoptera; Apidae. Gene Ontology annotation, molecular function: ubiquitin conjugating enzyme activity. Gene Ontology annotation, biological process: protein polyubiquitination; proteasome-mediated ubiquitin-dependent protein catabolic process; DNA repair. The transcript is spliced from 4 exons. Bases 563 to 1018 code for a protein of 151 amino acids. The record is from RefSeq and is a predicted model, not a curated record. Gene Ontology annotation, cellular component: HULC complex.